Molecule: messenger RNA, 1641 nt
Organism: Macrosiphum euphorbiae (potato aphid)
Lineage: Eukaryota; Metazoa; Arthropoda; Insecta; Hemiptera; Aphididae
Source: the annotation of a GenBank genome assembly
AUGAUUUGUGUUUUGCAAAUAAACGUCGGUGUAUGCAGGGCGUCGCAAGAACUCGCGCUUGCGACCGCCAACGCAAAAGAAGCAGAUGUGCUAAUAAUCUGCGAGCAACACCGCGACCGCGGGGAGGACAAUGGAUGGUUCCCAGACGCGAACGGCAGAGCAGCCAUCGCCGUUCUAAGCAGCAUCUCGGUCGAUGCAAUCGGCCAGCCAUCGCCUGGCUUCAGAUGGCUGGAGAUAAAAGGCUAUAGACUCUACAGCUGUUAUAUUUCACCAAAUGUAACAUUUUUGGAGUUCGAGGCCUUCUUGGUAGGGCUCGAAGCCAGCGUGAGGACAGCCACCGGACCUGUGGUGGUGUCUGGCGACUUCAACUCCAGGUCCCCGGAGUGGGGCAGCCCCAGGGAGGACCGUAGAGGACGAGCCUUGGCGGACCUAAUCGCAGCUCUAGGUCUCGCCGUCCGGAACGAGGGUGGCCAGCCCACUUUUGUUAGGGGUGCGUCGGAGUCGCACCUCGACCUGACACUGGCAACGCAAGCGGCAAUAGGAAAUAUUACAGAUUGGGCUGUAAUGGAGGAAGAAACACUGAGCCUACAUAGGUACAUAUGGUUUAACAUAGCCACCACUCGCGGUCAACAGCGAGAGCAAGCAAAGAAGGGCUGGGCGUACAGCAAGUUUGAUCACCAGAAGCUGAAAGACAAAAUGCACAGCGGGGCACCGAUCCCUCACAUCGAUGCUCCCAGCAUGUGUAAACAAGCCGUCAAAUGGUUAACCGAAGCAUGCGAUGCAUGCAUGCCCCGCGUCUCCGGGAAAUCCAAGAGACGCCCAGCGUUUUGGUGGAACGACGACAUUGCGGAACAGCGCAAGGCUUGUGUCAAGGCAAGAAGGUCGUACACCCGCAAGCGCAAGAAGGCAGGCGAGGCCGGAAGUGCAAGGGAAAAGGAAACCUACAAGCAGCAAAGGAAAGCACUGUCAGUGAAAAUAACAGCUGCCAAAGAUAGGAACUGGAGCGAACUAUGCGGCCAGGUGGAUGGUGACCCAUGGGGCACCCCGUAUAGAAUAGUUAUGAAGAGGCUGGCUCGUAGAAAGCCAAUACCAGGACUCGAAAUACCGGGCCGUCUAGACUCGAUAGUCGACACGCUCUUCCCGCGCAGACCCGCAACCGGGAGAACGAUAUCGACGGUCAGCGAAGAGGAGCUCCAACUCGCACUGUUCACAGAGACCGAAGUAAAAGCAGCAGCACGGGGCCUACCGAAUGGGAAGGCACCCGGACCGGACGGAGUACCUAACGAAGUACUCAAGACGGCAGUGGGAGCGCACCCGUGGUACUUCAAGGAGGUCUUCAACGGAUGCCUAAGAAGUGCCUGCUUCCCGCCGGAGUGGAAAACAGCAAGACUUGUGUUGCUACACAAGCCAGGUAGACCACUCGACAGCCCGUCUGCAUACAGACCCCUAUGCAUGCUGGAUACGAUGGGAAAGUUAUUUGAGAAGCUGUUAACGCAGCGACUUCGCGACCAUCUAAGGAGAACGGGGAACCAACCGGAAAACCAGUACGGUUUCAAGGAGGGUAAAUCGACACUGGAUGCUAUGGCGAAGCUACAAACCGCAAUACGAAACGCAAACGGUCGUACCAGUGCGUACAAUUGA